GUUGAUUGUCUCUUGUUUUACAGAUGUCCGUUGCCGUGUUGACAAUGAAGGCCUUAUUUCCAGCACAUCCGCUCAUAUGAGAAGACCCACUUCAAGCACUUUAAGUAUUUUCCCCUUCGUUACACCAGCAUGGCAGGGUUCAAGCGAGGAUAUGACGGAAAAAUUGCUGGAUUAUAUGAUCUGGAUAAAACCUUGGGUCGAGGUCACUUUGCAGUGGUUAAACUUGCCAGACAUGUAUUUACAGGGGAAAAAGUGGCAGUGAAAGUUAUCGACAAGACAAAGCUGGACACACUAGCCACUGGACAUCUUUUCCAGGAAGUGAGGUGCAUGAAGCUUGUGCAGCACCCCAACAUUGUGCGUCUCUAUGAAGUCAUAGACACCCAGACCAAGCUGUAUCUCAUUCUAGAACUUGGAGAUGGAGGAGACAUGUUUGAUUACAUCAUGAAGCAUGAGGAAGGUCUUAGUGAAGACUUGGCCAAGAAGUACUUCGCCCAGAUAGUCCAUGCCAUAUCUUAUUGCCAUAAGCUCCAUGUGGUCCACAGGGACCUGAAACCAGAGAAUGUCGUCUUUUUUGAAAAACAAGGUCUGGUGAAGCUGACAGACUUUGGCUUCAGCAACAAAUUUCAGCCUGGAAAGAAGCUCACUACAAGCUGUGGGUCUCUUGCAUACUCUGCUCCAGAAAUCCUGCUCGGGGACGAGUAUGACGCCCCUGCAGUCGACAUAUGGAGCCUGGGUGUGAUCCUUUUCAUGCUGGUGUGUGGGCAGCCGCCCUUCCAAGAGGCCAACGACAGCGAGACACUGACCAUGAUCAUGGACUGCAAGUACACUGUGCCACCCCGCGUGUCUGCAGGGUGCCGGGACCUCAUCACACGGAUGCUGCAGAGAGACCCCAAAAGGAGAGCCUCUCUGGAGGAGAUUGAGAGCCACCCUUGGCUCCAGGGAGUGGACCCGUCACCGGCCACCAAGUACAACAUUCCCCUGGUGUCCUACAAGAACCUCUCAGAAGAGGAGCACAACAGCAUCGUCCAGCGCAUGGUGCUCGGGGACAUCGCGGACAGAGACGCCAUCAUCGAAGCCCUGGAAACCAACAGGUACAACCACAUCACCGCCACGUACUUCCUACUUGCUGAGAGGAUCCUGAGAGAAAAGCAAGAGAAAGAAAUACAGACCAGGUCUGCCAGCCCCAGCAACAUCAAGGCCCAGUUUAGGCAGUCAUGGCCAACCAAAAUUGAUGUACCCCAAGACCUUGAAGAUGACCUCACUGCCACUCCUCUGUCACACGCCACAGUCCCACAGUCUCCUGCUCGGGCUGCUGACAGUGUCCUCAAUGGCCACAGGAGCAAAGGCCUGUGUGACCCGGCCAAGAAAGAUGAGCUCCCGGAGCUGGCUGGGCCAGCACUGUCCACCAUGCCACCUGCAAGCCUGAAGCCCACAGCCAGUGGGCGGAAGUGUCUCUUCAGGGUGGAAGAGGAUGAAGAAGAGGAUGAGGAGGACAAGAAGCCUGUGUCUCUGUCCACGCAAGUGGUGCUGCGCAGGAAGCCUUCCGUCACCAACCGCCUGACAUCUCGAAAGAGUGCCCCGGUGCUCAACCAGAUCUUCGAAGAGGGCGAGUCUGACGAUGAGUUCGACAUGGACGAGAACCUGCCGCCCAAGCUGAGCCGGCUGAAGAUGAACAUCGCGUCCCCAGGCACAGUGCACAAGCGCUACCACCGCAGGAAAAGCCAGGGCCGGGGCUCCAGCUGCAGCAGCUCUGAGACCAGUGAUGACGACUCUGAAAGCCGCCGCCGGCUGGACAAGGACAGCGGCUUUGCGUACUCGUGGCACCGACGUGACAGCAGCGAAGGGCCACCAGGCAGUGAGGGCGAUGGUGGUGGCCAGAGCAAGCCUAGCAGCGGUGGGGGUGCGGACAAGGCCAGCCCAGGAGAGCAGGGCACGGGUGGUGGCAGCCAGGGUGGCUCAGGCGGGACUCCAUCCGGUGCAGCCGGCUCCUCGAGGCGCUGUGCAGGCCCUGACUCCUCCUCGUCCUCCCCUGCCUCAGCUUCUGCUGCUCCACGUGGUGCAGAGCUUGUACAGAGCCUCAAACUUGUGAGCCUGUGCCUGGGCUCACAGCUGCACGGCGCCAAGUACAUUCUGGACCCGCAGAAGGCCUUGUUUUCCAGCGUGAAGGUGCAGGAGAAGUCCACGUGGAAGAUGUGCAUCAGUGCCCCGGGCCCCAGCCCCCCUGCGGACCUGGACCCUGUGAGGACCAAGAAGCUGCGGAACAGUGUGCUCCAGCUACCUCUGUGCGAAAAGACCAUCUCCGUGAACAUCCAGCGCAGCCGGAAGGACGGGCUGCUCUGUGCCUCCAGCCCCGCCAGCUGCUGCCACGUCAUCUGACCUGUAAAGCGCGCUCACGUCAUUUGUUCUGACGUGACAAUGCAUGGUCUCUGUGCAUGCUGCUACACGCUACUUUUCUUUUCCAGCCGAAAAGUCUACUGUGUGAUUUUACAUUCAUGAUUUUCAAUGUGGAUGACCAGGAUGAAAUUGUGUAUCUGGAGCCCGACGUAAAUGGAGCGUUUAGAGAUUCAUGUUCUGCACUUAACCUGGAGGGAAAAGCCCAGAGUCCUGGCCUGGCCUCCGGUGAUAGGGAAACUCCAUGCUCUGAGGCACGCUGGUGCCCGAGACAGAACCAAAGCAAUAACGUGGUGACGCCCACAGGCCUGGGAGGAGCAACACUCCUGCCAGCCACCCAGGGCCUGUGCACCGAGAACCUUAGAGCCACGGUUUGAGCACCCACACCUGUUUGUCUUAAGCGAUAGUGUGAAAACAGUUGGGGCUCUUAUAUUUUCAUUGACAAAGAUUUUCUUGUUUAUAAUAGAUGAGAUCAGCUACUUAGCUUUGUGAGGCAGCUUCCCCGUAGAGUUACAAGGAGACAAUCUUUUCUGAGGCAAUGAGGUGAACUCGUAUCUUAACUACUUAGAGCAUGUAUGUCUGUCUGACAGAAAAAAAAAAAAAAAAGAGGCUCUGUAUAAGUUUCCCCUGCAGGAUACAAGGCAGGGUUUCCUUCACGUCUGUAUGGACAGGAGAAGCUGGAG
Messenger RNA from Acomys russatus (golden spiny mouse), 3074 nucleotides. RefSeq names its product SNF related kinase (gene Snrk). Gene Ontology annotation, biological process: protein phosphorylation; microtubule cytoskeleton organization; intracellular signal transduction. The record is from RefSeq and is a predicted model, not a curated record. Bases 130 to 2376 code for a protein of 748 amino acids. NCBI's taxonomy places the organism in Eukaryota, Metazoa, Chordata, Mammalia, Rodentia, Muridae. Gene Ontology annotation, molecular function: protein serine/threonine kinase activity; ATP binding; tau-protein kinase activity. The transcript has 5 exons. Gene Ontology annotation, cellular component: cytoplasm.